Messenger RNA from Anneissia japonica, 1559 nucleotides. RefSeq lists its product as uncharacterized. The record is from RefSeq and is a predicted model, not a curated record. Gene Ontology annotation, molecular function: protein binding. The coding region runs from base 169 to 765 and encodes 198 amino acids. NCBI's taxonomy places the organism in Eukaryota, Metazoa, Echinodermata, Crinoidea, Comatulida, Comatulidae. The transcript has 3 exons.
ACUAGGUGACUCUGGCUAUGUAACCGUAGACCUAGUAAUGUAUGCUACGCUGUCCAUUAUCGAUGGCGCAUGAUUUAUUCUUUCUGGCAAUUCCGUAGAUCGUAUACUACCGUGUUUUCCAGAACAUUCAAAAAUAUUUUGUGAGUGGCAGUUGAGAGGACAUACAUUAUGAAAGCGUGCAUCAUAUCUUGGACAUUAGUGCUCACGCUGACCACCCUUACACCAUGUGUGCUAGCCGCAACCUUCGCCACAGAACUCGUGCUCUUGAGCAAGACAUCCACGUCACUGACCGUCUCUUGGACUGAAGCCUCUGGUAUUACAACUGCAACGUAUUACGUUAUAACGGUGGAUGACUCGUCAAACACGCGCGUACAAACGACGAACAUUACGGACUUGACAACAACCAAUUUGACCGUCACAGCUCUGCAGCAAGCGAAAUCGUAUACAUUUACUUUGACGACGUACGAUUCCGACGAUAUGAUGAUCGGCUCUCAAUACACGUUGCGUGUAGCUACCGUUUACGAUACUUGGAAUACAAAAGCUAUCAUUGCAAUAGCAGUUGCGUCGUUCAUUCUGCUCGUUCUCUGUAUCGCGCAGUUGUGUUCUAUGUUAUCUAAUCAAGAUAAGGACAAAGAAAGGUGGAAGAAAGAAGUUCUUCUGGUGAAGCAAAAACAGAAAGAAGAAAAACGAAAAAACAAAACAGAUAAGAGCCGAAGAACAAGCCGCACAAGAGAAGAUGUGGACGAAGUUGACGUUCCGAUAUAAACACCUAUAAGCCACCGUUUAGUAUGUAGGCCUACUUUAAUCUUCGUAAUCACCAUCAUCGUCGUCAUCAUCAUCAUCAUCAUCAUCAUCAUUAACAACAACAUCAACAGCAACAAAGUCAUCAUAUCGUAGAAUCGCUGUCAUCAUCAUCUGCAUCAUUGUCGAUUCUCCUUUUAACAACAGGUCACGGUAGAAGCAAUGCCUUAAGUAUACUGUUACCAUUUUGUUUUGUUUUUUUGUUAUUAAUAAUCGACCACGAUGACUACUCCAUUACCAAAUAAAUAAAAUACUUAUAUCAAUAGUGUUGAUACAUUUGGUUUGUUUAAAAAGCUAAAUAAUAAAUUGUACUUUAUUAAUCGUCAUUUGCAUAGGGUAUAUUAAAAGUAUAAUGCAUUUUGAUGUUUACAUUCAUGUUUUAUAGACGAUUUUAAGUUCUAUUUUUAGUGUCUGUUUUAUUCAUUUUUUUAAUAAUAAUUCUAAAUGGUAUAUUAGUUUCUUAUAGUAAUUUGAAUUGAUAUAUAUCAGUUUUGGUUAUAAUUUUUAAAUUAAUAUUUUGGGUUUGUUCUUUUUUUUUAUUCCUACUAAAUUUCUUUCAGGUAUUCAUGACAAAUGCAAUGAUGUGUUUGUUUCAAAUAAGCUUUAUUGGAAUAAUGUAUCCGAUGAAUGAACGUCAGAAAAAAUAGAAAGUACACUAACUCUGAACUCUGUCGGUUUGCUAGCAUAUCAUAUUUGAUUCAUGUUACUGUAUUUGUUAUGUUAUUAUUUUAUGUAUAUAAACGAAAAAGUCAACCAUA